Aureobasidium pullulans EXF-150 is the source of this 1131-nucleotide messenger RNA. RefSeq lists its product as uncharacterized. The record is from RefSeq and is a predicted model, not a curated record. The coding region runs from base 183 to 1034 and encodes 283 amino acids. The transcript has a single exon. Lineage: Eukaryota; Fungi; Ascomycota; Dothideomycetes; Dothideales; Saccotheciaceae.
ACUGGUCGAGGUGUAGGAGCGACAAAGUGACGCAGGCGGAAUGUCAACUUUCUCGGGACCCCUGACUUCCGGAUGCUUUUGUGGUCAAUCCCACAUCACACAUGCCGAGAUGAUUCCGAUACCACAUGUUCAUUGCACAUCUCGUUCUUCUUCAUCGUCCAUUCCUAUUCAUCUAAAGAACCAUGUCUGACUCUUGGUUUGAAUACGCUAUCGCACCUGACGGCAUCCAAGAAGACGGUUGCCGUCCGGAGGAAGCACAGGCUCUGAGAGCCUAUCUUCGUGACGAAAUCACUGUGAUCGAAGCCGCCAAAGAAAUCGUUCGGCCGACUGAAGAAUGCGAGAACCCCUUAGAAGACCUUCCGAAUCUCUGGGGCGUGUUACAAGACGCUCUGAUUCAACUUCCAAAUUCGCAGUCAAAAAUCGUUGAGCUGAUGUGCAGCAUCAAACAGCGACCAGACUCGGGUUCAGUCAAGAACUCCUCGACUCGAUUUUGGCUCAAUUUGCCAUCUUUUGGCCAUCAAUGGUACGAUGGAAACUGGUGGUACUAUCAGAACCAUUGGCGUAAUCAUCCAGAUACCUACAGAUCGCCGGAGAAACUUGCACAGAUCGCAAACAUCGCACGCACUGAAGCGCUGUUUGUCAUGGUUGAUGCCGAUGUUCUAGGAGAAGGCCUCAAGUUCGAAGGCCUCGCACGAAUUUGCGAUACACUGGAGGACAGCAAAGCACUGCUCGACAUAGAACUGCCCACCGUACAAGAGUGGCUUUCAUAUGCAGGGCCUAUACUCUACGAUCUGUCACGGACGCCACAUGAACAUUACCUCCUCCGUUCUUGCAAAGACUUCAGAAGACAAGUGAAAGAGGGGAAAAUCCACGCUGUCAAGCAGAAUGAGCGUGAUCUCUGGCAGGGAGAGGGGGGCACAAGUAUCGAGAGGUGGAAAUUCUGGAGAGAACGCUUGCAGCAUUUGCAAAAUGAUUCCAACUUACUUGGAAGCACCCGUGAAACCGCAAAGAUUGCUUUAGAUGCUAUGGGAUAGAUCUGACUGCCAAUUUGGUCGCAUGAGAAAACAACAACAUGAGUAUCAAAGAUGACGCAUGACGAAAAACUGCAGUAGCAAGAAGGAAGUAUGAUUG